GUGAUUGUGGCGGGUUGAGAUGGAAACAUAUAUAUUCGUGUGGUAUGAUACCGGACCGUAUCCACUAUAAACCCUAACCCUUAUCUUACAAGGUGUUAUUUGAGAAGUAGUUAUCCACCCUACCGGUAUCGUAUCAUAUCAUACCAAUGGCUCACGUAUAUGACUUGCUGCUACGGGUACAAUGUCUAAGCCCGCACUCAGACCGGUAUGAUACGAUAUAAUAUCAGACUCCCGGCCAUGUACUGCACAACACCGGUAGUGGGUAAAUUACACAUUAUUCUUCCGCUCGCGGGUUGGGGCUCCGGGACUUGAAUCACCGGCGAUCCGACGCCAUCUCCGCUUUUCGCCUUAUCGAGAAAGCGAUGGACUAAAUAUUGCCUAGUCCCUACCGAUAAGAGGGAAACGUGAUGCCCGCUGGAUCACUACGGUAAUGGUGCUAACGGCGGAUGACUGAGCAGCACAAAUUAGCAAAUUACUCUCGCCCAGAUUUGGCCAUUAAAAAUGCCCUCGCCUCCUCGCCAAUCUCCCCUCGCCUCUCCUUCUUGCCUUUCCUCCGUCACCCUUGAGAGGUCGGCCAACCCAUGAUAGGGUGGAUACCCCCCUCUACAACACCCCACAGUCGAUCUUCCCACAUUGGCUUCUGAUGGAAGUUCGUUAAAAAAAAGAAAAAAGAAAAGAGAAAAGAAAAGAGGACACUGUGAGCCCGUUUAAAAAUGUCGAACUCCCAAGGUUCGGGUCCCUUCGUCGCCGCCAAAUCCACUACAAGCUCUCCCGUUUCUGCACCACCUGCGCAAGCGCCCGCAACAGCAUCGUCUGGGAACGAUCCGCAGAGACGCAGCGGGGGAGGGGGCACCGCCUUCGGAUCUAAUCUUUCUUCGAGGAACAAUUUGGCCUCUCCGAGGAGUGGCCAAGCGGGACGCUCGAACCACCGCAAUCGACGCAAACCGGGUGCCACAGCUUCCGAAGAAACUGUUGCCGAGAGUCAGGUAUACCGCCACUACUCAACUCCCCCCACCUCCUUCCCCACACUCUAAACCCCUUCUCCCUCGUUCGUUCCGCCCCACCGCACGGUUAUAGUGAAUAGUUAGGACUGACAUGGUGUUACAUCGCGGGUUCAGCUCACGAUGGGGACACGCAAUAGACGUAAGGGUACUUCGAUCACCCACCUUAUGCGCUGGAAUGUUUCAACCGCCGCCUCUCGAAGUUCAGACAGUUACCACUGGCAUGACAACCGCCGUUAUCCGACUUUCGGGAUGGGCUCGGGUUACCACCAGGUGGACAAGGCUCGGUAAGAUUGUUUUAGUCAGAUUGCUUCCGUUGAUCCGCGAUAGGCUGACGAGCUGGAAAAGCUAUGUAAACGCCAAUUAUCGUUUUAUUGUCCACCCCGGCGGAGAUUUCCGCGCGCAGGUAAUAAAUCCCGACGAUCCCUUGCCAUGGAAUCUCGUGCUCCAGGUCCUGGCAUCGGCAAAAACACAGCAGCCCACCUGUCCCAUCUGUUUAUCUGCUCCAGUCGCUCCGCGAAUGUCAAAAUGCGGACAUAUAUUCUGCCUCCCAUGUCUUAUUCGGUAUAUGGCCUCCGUUGACGACGUCAAAUGUCCACCGGAGAGACGACCAAAGUACAAGAAAUGUGUGAUCUGUAUGGAUAGCGUUUAUCUAGUGGAAUCCCGGCCAGUCAGAUUCUUCGCCGGGCAGGAAAAUACGGCUCCUCGAGAAGGGGAAGAUAUCGUCCUACGUCUUGUAAUGAAACGCAUGGGCAGUAUCCUCGCGUUGCCAAAGGACGGAGCCCACUGCCCUACGCGAGUGGAGGAGAUUCCAUGGCAUUUUGCUGCCGAGGUGAUGGACUACGCCCGGAUCAUGAAAGGGACUGAGGCCUAUAUGAUCGACCAAUAUGCAAGAGAGGUGGAGGAUCUUAAGAUCAUGCAACAGGAGGACGAAGCCAUGUUUGGGGAAGAUGGGGAAUGGGCAAAGAAGGCUGUGACAUCAAUUGAGCUCCAAAUUGAGGCGAUUAAAGGAAUGGGAAACCCGAGGGGCUAUCCCUCUGAUACCUCUGCUGACAUCCCGGAAGCGGAAGUGGAGAGCGAGAGAAAGAAGGAAAAGAGGCCCGAAAUCAAGUUCAAUGAGAGCGAAGAGGAUGUUCCCCUUAUGUACCACGUAUCUCAUGAGGCUCGUUCCGGCCAUUCAUCGACCUCCAUUUCGAGAUCGCAAACGCCUUCCCAGAACAAGCCCGAAGUAGCAGUGUCAGUACCUGCAUCCGAAUCAGCACCAACCGCCAAACUGCAUCCCCAAGAUGGCGAACUUUCCGCUUCCCAGGUAGACGCAAGGGACGUAAUACGGCGUGGGAAUGGGGGCUCCGCCAGGGGCGAUGCUCCGUAUUAUUUCUACCAAGCUCUUCCCCACUACUAUCUGUCCACCCUUGAUAUCAAAAUACUAAGAGCGGCUUUUGGAUCCUAUUCCGACCUUCCCUCGACUAUACUACCUAGGGUAGAAAACGUAAUAACAGGUUGCUCAGUCGAUGACGAUUUCCGAAAACGUGCAAGGUAUCUAGCACAUCUCCCCUAUGGCUGUGAAAUUGCCUUCCUAGAAUGCGACUGGACAGAUAUUGUUCCCGCGGGGGUUCUGGAAGCCUUUAGCGCUGAGAUUGACCAGCGGAGGAAACGCAAGCUGGAGAAAGACUCCCGGGAAGAGCGUGCUCGGAUCAAGGCGGAGAGCCGACACGAAGAAAAUCAUUGGGCUCUGGCUAAGCAUAGGAGGGAGUCAUUGGUCGAUGAUUACGAGCAGGGUUUACCCGCGGCGGUGGCGACUCAGAGUAUUGAUGAGGCUGGACCUGAGGGUGGUGAAUCGAGCCCCGCCAUGGCAGCUACCUCUCCACCUGUUGGCAAUGAUAUCCCCAACGGAGAGGAACCUUCGGUUGCUGGUCCAGUAUCACCCUCAACUAGCUCGGCCCGGGGGCGGACUGUUUGGGGAACACCUCUUGUACACGUCCCAAGUGAAACCGGACCCGCCACUUCUAUGCCUGCAUCCGAUAACAACAACGGUUGGCUACCGGACUGGGAGCGGGACCUCAUACUUCGAGAACAGGUGCUAGUGGAAUUAGAGUCCGCAGGGAGUGUUGGUGGCGGUAGCGGACGGGCGCCUGGCCAGGGGAAGGGAGCCCAAGGUGGGAAAAAGAAGAAGUUCAAGAAAGUCACACUGAUGACCAAUGGGGGGAAACGCGGAGCUUGA
Tuber aestivum (summer truffle) is the source of this 3222-nucleotide messenger RNA. The record is from the annotation of a GenBank genome assembly. NCBI's taxonomy places the organism in Eukaryota, Fungi, Ascomycota, Pezizomycetes, Pezizales, Tuberaceae.